AUGGGGAGCUUUAAGGGCCACGCGCUGCCCGGCAGCUUCUUCCUGGUGGCCGGGAUCUGGUGGACGGGGAAACACUCGCUGUGGCACGCCACCCGCAGGAACAAGAACAUCGGCUCCACUCGGCUGGCCAGCAGAGCCUCGCAGCGCCGCCUGGAGGUCAUCGAGAACUCUGUCGUGCUCUUCUUCUCCUUAGUUGGGAUGCUGGCGGAGCAGUUUGCAGCCGGCGGGCCCAGACUGCAGCUGUACGACUUCACGGAGAAACACUGGCAGUACCUGAUGAACUGGCAGCACGCCACCAUGUACUUCUUCUUCGGCCUGGCUGCCACCGUGUCUUUGGUUCUUCAGACCACCGAGGCGGCUCCUCUGGCGCUGGACCGGCUCAUGCUGGCUGUUGCUUUCUUUAAUGAAGGCUUCCUCUUCUUCUACCACCUCCAUGGCCGGAGCAUGCUCGACGUCCACAUGCACCAGCUGCUGCUCUUCGCCGUCUUCGGUCAGGCUCUGGUUGCCUUCCUGGAGGUUUUCCACCGAGGGAACGUCCUCCUGGAGCUGCUGCGCUGCACGCUCACUCUGCUGCAGGGCAGCUGGUUCUGGCAGAUUGGAUUUGUGCUGUACCCCCCCCGCGGCCCUGAGUGGGACCUGACGGAUCACAACAACAUGAUGUUCGUCACCAUGUGUUACUCCUGGCACCUCGCCUUCGCCAUGCUCGUGGUGAGCACGCUGUACUGCACCGUCAGCUGGUAA
Messenger RNA from Cottoperca gobio, 741 nucleotides. It is a transcript of the gene tmem45a, whose product is annotated as transmembrane protein 45a. NCBI's taxonomy places the organism in Eukaryota, Metazoa, Chordata, Actinopteri, Perciformes, Bovichtidae. The record is from RefSeq and is a predicted model, not a curated record.